Caenorhabditis auriculariae is the source of this 285-nucleotide messenger RNA. NCBI's taxonomy places the organism in Eukaryota, Metazoa, Nematoda, Chromadorea, Rhabditida, Rhabditidae. The record is from the annotation of a GenBank genome assembly.
AUGGCUGCAGAGCAAAAACGCGAAAUUCUUGCUGAAGAACUCGUCCAAGAGGAAGUGGCCCCUUUAGUGCUCUCGAGCUUCACCUCGGUCAAGCACAAACACGCAGAAGAACAUAUAGGGCACGUGGUGGCGAGCCGGGCGGCAGUCGACGGUUCUGAAGACUGUUUGCUUAGCGACCGACGAGGCAGCGGCGUCGGCCGAGGAGACGCCGACGCGCCGCCCGAGGCUCUCCCCGCCUCCUCCCUCGGCCGUCGCUCGGCCCGUUGUCAUCGGGACCACCUCUGA